Molecule: messenger RNA, 3309 nt
Organism: Haliotis rufescens (red abalone)
Lineage: Eukaryota; Metazoa; Mollusca; Gastropoda; Lepetellida; Haliotidae
Product: BTB/POZ domain-containing protein 6-like
Exons: 2
Coding region: 1-1344 (447 amino acids)
Biological process (GO): neurogenesis
Cellular component (GO): cytosol
Molecular function (GO): protein binding
Source: RefSeq, a predicted model, not a curated record
AUGUUCAGUAAUAAGCAAUCGUCUGGAUUUGUUGAUGACUGGCAGUCGGGGAAGACUGUCACUGAGUGUAAUCUGCGCAUGCUCGACACAGAAGACUUCAGUGACGUCAUCUUCCGGGUUGGGUCAGUGAAGCAGAUGGUCCGAGCCCACCGCUACGUUCUUGUCAGUCGCAGCUGUGUCUUCCGUGCCAUGUUCUGUGGUAACCUGGCAGAGGAGAAGGAGGUGACCAUCCCUGACAUAGAGCCGCACAUAUUUAGAGAGUUCUUAAGGUUUGUAUACACAGAAAAGGCAGAUGUCAGCGCUGGAACAGUUGUGGGAUUAAUGUACACAUCCAGGAAAUAUUCUGUAGAUGCAUUGUACAACAAAUGUGUAAUAUUUAUGGAGACAUGUCUGUCAGAGAACAAUGUCUGUCUGAUCCUUGAAGACAGCCAUCGUUACGGGGAGUUUGACUUGGAAAAGAAAGCCCUGAUGAUCCUGACUGAAGGAGGGGAGAGAGUCAUCAGAUCUCCAGGAUUUGCAGAGCUGUGCAGUACUUGUCUGGAGAAGUUCCUUAAGUCGGAGAAUUUGAAAUCAAAAGAAGAAGACAUUUUUGAGGCGAUAAUGUCAUGGACAAAACACAGAUGUCUGCAAGAAGGUAUGCCCGACACACCUGAGAACCUACGGAGACUUCUUGGUGAUAUGCGGUAUGAGAUCCGGUUUAACAGCAUGCCUCUGGACUAUCUCAUGACAGUUGUAGGUCCUACGGAAGUGCUGACUGACAUUGAGAAAUGUCAAAUGAUAGACAAAAGGGUAAACUCUCAUAUCGACAUCUCUCCUUUCAAGGAUAUACAGAGGAAAGAAUGUAACCAUUUUUGGGAGGAGCCUGUAUCGUAUAGGUAUGUUUGCAGGUUUAGAGAUUAUGGGCUUACAGCUCUGCACAAGGGAACACAUGCGAUAUCGUUUUCAGCAAAUCAGGAUCUUCACUUGAAAGGUUGUCAAUUAUAUGGCGCAGAGCGUGAUGAAACGUUUACCCUGAGUAUAAAAGUGUUUGACAGCAGUCAUUUGAAGAUUGCUGAACCAUUGCAGAAAAUAAAGCGAGUCCUUGAAGGCCAGAAUCAGCCAAACGAGGUUCUGUUCCCCACGUCUCUCUUACUGAUCUCGGGUGCAACAUAUACUCUGUGUGUGGACAUGGAGGGAACCGACACAUACAUUGGAUGGGAGGGUAGCAAGAAAGUAAUAGCUGAUGGAAUAGAGUUCACCUUCGAAAACUCCCCCAUGGCAACGUCGGGAACAACAAUUUACGCAGGACAGAUACCUGGAUUGAUAUUUAGCCACACGUCACAUGCGUUAACGCUAUGUUGCUGAUUACUGUGCGGGAAAUACUCUUUUGUACUUGCUUUACUUUGUCCACACUCAUCACUGCUAAGAAGAAAAAGGCUUCGGAGGCUAUAUCGGUAUUUUAUGAUCCUGUGAUAAUCGCAGCGUCUUCUUUGGAAUAUUAAGGACAACAGAAAGAGGAAAUGUAUGUAACAACCUGAACGAGCAUCAUCACUGAAAACAACACUGACGUGUAUAGGACGUAAUGAAAUCAUUGAAAUACUCGAUCUGUGAUAUCAGUAUUCCCUGCACUCUCGCACUCACAGACACUCUCUCCUUCCGAAAGCAUUCAACGUGAGCUAUAUGUUGAAUGGAAUAAGUACAACUGACAAUAGCGCCCUUUCCUUACGUGUUUAACAUGACCCGUAUGUUACACCUCCCUAGGUACAAUACUCAAUAGCGCCUCUCUUCACUUAUUCAACACGAACCUACGCUCUGUAGGUAAAUUUACUCAAUAGCGCCCCUCCUUAAGCAUUCAACAUAAACUGUAUGUUGCUGUGCUAUAGGUAAAUGUACUCAAUAGCGCCUCUCCUUAAGCAUUCAACUUAAACUGUAUGUUGCUGUGCUACAGGUAAAUUUACUCAAUAGCGCCCCUCAUUAAGCAUUCAACUUAAACUUAUGUUGCUGUGCUAUAGGUAAAUGUACUCAAUAGCGCCUCUCCUUUUAGCAUUCAACUUAAACUGUAUGUUGCUGUGCUAUAGGUAAAUUUACUCAGAUACGCCCCUCCUUAAGCAUUCAACUUAAACUUAUGUUGCUGUGCUAUAGGUAAAUGUACUCAAUAGCGCCUCUCCUUAGGCAUUCAACUUAAACUGUAUGUUGCUGUGCAAUAGGUAAAUUUACUCAAUAGCGCCUCUCCUUAAGCAUUUAACUUAAACUUAUGUUGCUGUGCUAUAGCAAAAUUUACUCAAUAGCGCCUCGCCUUAAGCAUUUAACUUCAACUGUAUGUUGCUGUGCUAUAGGUUAAUGUACUCAAUAGCGCCUCGCCUUAAGCAUUCAACUUAAACUGUAUGUUGCUGUGCUAUAGGUAAAUGUACUCAAUAGCGCCUCCCCUUAAGCAUUCAACUUAAACUGUAUGUUGCUGUGCUAUAGGUAAAUGUACUCAAUAGCGUCUCGCCUUAAGCAUUCAACUUAAACUUAUGUUGCUGUGCUAUAGGUAAAUGUACUCAAUAGCGCCCCUCCAUAAGGCAUUCAACUUGCACUUAUGUUGCUGUGCUAUAGGUAAAUUUACUCAAUAGCGCCCCUCCUUAAGCAUUCAACUUAAACUGUAUGUUGCUGUGCUAUAGGUAAAUUUACUCAAUAGCGCCCCUCAUUAAGCAUUCAACUUAAACUUAUGUUGCUGUGCUAUAGGUAAAUGUACUCAAUAGCGCCUCUCCUUAGGCAUUCAACUUAAACUGUAUGUUGCUGUGCUACAGGUAAAUUUACUCAGAUACGCCCCUUCUUAAGCAUUCAACUUAAACUGUAUGUUGCUGUGCUAUAGGUAAAUGUACUCAAUAGCGACUCUCCUUAAGCAUUCAACUUAAACUGUAUGUUGCUGUGCAAUAGGUAAAUUUACUCAAUAGCGCCUCGCCUUAAGCAUUCAACUUAAACUGUAUGUUGCUAUGCUAUAGGUAAAUUUACUCAAUAGCGCCUCGCCUUAAGCAUUCAACCUAAACUGUAUGUUGCUGUGCUAUAGGUAAAUGUACUCAAUAGCGCCUCGCCUUAAGCAUUCAACUUAAACUUAUGUUGCUGUGCUAUAGGUAAAUGUACUCAAUAGCGCCCCUCCAUAAGGCAUUCAACUUGCACUUAUGUUGCUGUGCUAUAGGUAAAUUUACUCAAUAGCGCCCCUCCUUAAGCAUUCAACUUAAACUGUAUGUUGCUGUGCUAUAGGUAAAUUUACUCAAUAGCGCCCCUCAUUAAGCAUUCAACUUAAACUUAUGUUGCUGUGCUAUAGGUAAAUGUACUCAAUAGCGCCUC